AUGAACAUUUUAAGAAUUUUAGUUAUCAAAGAAACUUAAUUUAUAGUAUUUUUAUUAUUCUAUAAAUUUCUAGCAAGCUUUAGCUCAGUUUUAUGUUUUUCGCUUUAACAAAGUGAAAUAAGCAUUGUUUAUUCUCCUUUUUAUCAGUAUAAAUAUGAUAUAACAGAUCCUUAAGGAGCUUCUACUAAGAUUAAAGUGGCUGAACAGGCAAAUUUGGUAUUUAUUUCUGCUGGUUACUAAGGAAUCAUAGUUAUAGAUGGAAAAACUAAUUAAAUAAUAUUUUAGUAGAAGGCAGAAGAGUUUCUCUUCACAUUAGAGAUCACCACUGACGGAGAGUAUGUCAUGAUGUCAUACUAAGCAAAAUUUAGUAUAUUUAAAUUUGUCAACAGGUCAUCUUUUAAGCUUAUGAGCUAGGCUAAUUUCCCAACCACAAUCAUUGACAUGUUUAUAAACUAAUAACAAACAAUAGUUUACGCUGUUGGAUUGAAUGGCUAACUUGUAGCUUAUGAUAUUUCAAAAAAGUAAUAGGUCUAGCAAAUAGGUUUUUAUAAUUCUUAAUCUAAUAUAAUUCACUAAGGAUCUAUUUCAAAAGAUGGAAACUGGAUUAUACUUGGCAACGAUCUACUUGGAUUAUAUGUUCUCUCUGUUAUUAACAAUUCUCAAGACAAUUCAUAGGAAUUUCUGUUGGUUGGGUAAGGAAUUAUGAUUUGGAAAACUUGGGCAGGUAUUCUAACUGAUGACAAUAAGUACUUAUACGGACUAGAUAAUUGGAACGGUAUAUUUAUCUGUGAUUUUAAUUAAAUUUUGUAAGCAACUCCUUCUCAAUAUCCUGUAACUAUUAAAUUUACUAGAUAUUGGCCUUUUAAUUCAAUUAAUCCUUCUGUAUAUUCUCUCAAAUUUACAAAAAACAACAAUUUUCUGUUAGUAGGAGUUCGUUCUUAAGGUGUUUAUAUAUUUGAUAUCAGCGAUAAAUUAAAUCCGGUUUUUUUCUAAGGAAUUUCAGUCGGCGCUCACUCUUUUUCAGUCGAACUUUCUCCUGAUGAGAAAUUUCUCUACUACGCAAACGCUGUUAGUAUCUAUGUUUUUUAAUAAAGGCCACCAAAUUUAAAUAAUAACUACCCUAAUUUAUUCAAUAACCAUCAAAUAACAAUAUAAUAGCCUUCACCUGCCUUCUAUAAAUGGAGAUGUUUCACUGAAACCAUACAAGGUAAAGAUUAUUUUUUUGGUUCAUUUGAUGCAGCUGGUUUUGGAAUAUUUGACAUCACUGAUCCAUACUAAAUGAAAAGCGUUUACUCAAAAGUAUAUUAAGCUUCUUCCUUAAUUGAUAGUAUGGCUAUCAGCUAAAAUAAUAGAUACCUCUAUGUACCUAUUUAAGAGAACAACACAUCCUUCCUUAUUUUAGACAUCUUAAAUAUUACCAAUCCAAUUGAGGUAGCUAGAUUAAAUAUGGAUAGCCCUAAUCAUAACGAGGCUAUUUUUUUCUCUAAAGACUAUAAAUACUUCGUUAGCUCCUAUGAUAAUGGUAUUUUACUGAUAGAUUCUUCUUAGCCACCAUAGCUAAAGUUACUAAGCUAUUGGAAGAUUUUAACUUACAUGACAGGAGAAAAUGCAGGAGUUAUGAUAACUAAUGAUAAUAAUUAUGUGAUUGGAGCUGUUAGAGGCUAUGGAAUAUAUGUCCUCGAUGCAUCUGUAAAAACUAAUUUAACUUUUAAAAGUACUUUGUAAACAUUAGGUGGAGAAGGUUUAGCACCAUCCCUUUAUAACGAUACAUUCGCAUUUUUAUAUGAUGGAUUUAAAGGUGUUGCGAUAUUAGAUUUAACUGCAUUACCAGCUAUUAAAAUUCUUAGCAGAAUAUAACCUUUAUAAGGCUGGGUUAAUUUUAUAUUACCUAUUUAAAAUGACUAAUAUUUACUAGUAGCUCAGCUUGAAGCAGGUAUGAUGACUCUUGUUGAUAUCUCUAAUAUCGCCAAUCCCAAAAUUCUUUCUUCUUAUCAAUAUUAAACAUAGUCAGCCUAAUCUAUCUGCUUGACACCGGAUUAGAAUUAUGUUUUCAUAAAUAAUAAUUUAGGAACAAUUUUAUUGCCUAUGAAAAGCUAGGUUAUUAUUCAUACAGAAAUUUAGCUGAUAUAAACAGCUGGUGAUGGUUCUUAAUCUCUAAUAAAUAUUCGAAAAGACUAAAGCUUGCUUGUUGGUUAAUCAGUUUAGUUAAACUUUGUUCCUAUUUAUCCUCUGGAAGGAAUGAGUAUACUUUCAGUAAGCUAUUAUUCUUAAUAAUAAAUAAAAAGUAUCCCAUUUUGGAUGAACUACGAUGCAAAUAAUAGAAAUCUAUUACUUUCUGUAGAUAAAACAGGACUUGAUACAAGUAAUAUAAAUGCACCAAACCUAAAUACUGUUUUAAUACUAAUUGCUGUGCCUCUCUUUCCUACUUCUUUUUAGUAUAACUAUCCUGACCUUUAGACAACACCAGAUUAAGGAUAACUAAUUUAUGACUACUUACAGGAAUAAAAGAUUAUUGACUCAAAUGGAUUAAUAACUCAAUUAUUUGAUCCUUAAGAACCACUUUAAUUCUAAUUUAAUGGAAUAUAAAGCACACAAAGACUAUUUGAUUUGGUUAAACUAACACUUCAAAGAGGUAGUUAUGUUAACCCUGUGUUAUUUUAUGUUUAAUCAUCGUUAUCAUUCAAUGUUAAAAAUUUAACAGCUCCUAUUUCAACACUUUCUUAAAGUAUUCAACUUUAUCUCUAAGUAUAAGAAAAUAUGGGGAAGUUUGUUUUGGAAAACUUCUCAGGAGUAAUAGCUUCUACCACAGACUCUUAAAACUAAUUAAAAUUCGAAGGUUCCUUAACUAAUCUUAACAGAGUUCUGUCUUAGAAAGUGAUUUUUGCAAACUAAACAGCAUUCGAUAAUAUUAAUGUCACUAUAACUUUAAUCGAUGGAGUUAAUUAUGAUAUAACUCAAGUGAAUAAAAUUAAAGACUGUGUUUUCAUUAAAUAAAAGUAACUAUUGAAAAAAAAUCCUUAAUUAACCCUCUAAGCAUAGUUUAAUAAGUAAUACGCUAACGCAAUUAUAGACAUUUAAAAUUAAUUUUCAGUAGACUUUUCUGCAUAAUCUUUUAUAAAUUCUGAAUUAAAUACAAUAACCUAUCAGAUUUACAUUCUAAAAGGCUAAGAAUAUAUUUAAAUAACACCUGAUGACUGGAUUUAGUUCUAGACUGUUUCUGGUUCGAUAACCGUAUAUGGAACUCCUCCAGUUUCAGCAUUUAAUCAAGUUUUUUAUCUUAAAAUAAAUGCUUCAGAUGGUUACACUUAUGAUUAUGACACUUUUUAUAUGAAUGCAGCUGGUUUACCUUUUAUUUACGUAUUUAAUCUCCUCAUCAAAAUAUUUGGUCCUAUAUUUGCUGUUUUUGGAGUUUAUAAAUACAAAAGCAUAAUAUUAAAUUCCAUUAAUAGAAAUAAAGUUAUGUUUUCUACUGAAAUAGCAAUCCGAGGCAAACCUUAUAAAAAAAAAAUUACAGUUCUUGGAGAUGAUUUGGAAAAAAGCAAGCUUUUCUUCUCAGAAUUUAUUCAAAGAUUUGCAAAUGACAGAGAGAGAUUUGCUGAAGAAAUGGAUAAUGUCAAGAAUAAGUUAGAUCGUUUUGGAAGCCAAUCUUAAAUUUAGUAAGAUAAUACUCCAUCUCAUUAGUUUUAAAUGUCAAAUAUACAAAUAUCACAAAAUUUCUAAAGUGAAUUGGUUAAAAAGAAAAUGAAAUAGAGUACACCUGAAUAACGAAGUAAAGAUAAACUAGCAGUAGAAUCUGAUAAAUUUAGCAAUUUUGCUUAAAUAAGACGUCUCAAAGUUAUAACAGAAAAGGCAAACUUAAAUGACUAAAAAUUAAAAAACACAAUUUAAAUUAUUUAAAUGACUCCAAAGCAUACUAGAUAAACCCCGCUUGAAAGAGAAUACCUAAAAAAGGAUGGUAAUGUUAGUAUGUCUCGAAUUUUAAGAGAUAUGGUUCAUAAAAACAUAUCUUUUACACUAAAAAGUAAAAAAUAUUAAGCAAAAAAUUUUAUAAAUGACUUUAAGAAUUGUGAAUCUAGAAUUUUCAAAGGAAUUAAGGCUAUUGCUUGUCGUCAUUUCUUAAAAUUAGAUGUAAGGUCUUAAGAAGUUUACAACUAUUUGAAAUACUAUGCAUAGAACUUUUUAAAUUAGUCAAAAAAUGAUUGGUAUAAAAGUUUGGUUAAUAUCGUUGCAACAGAAAAUAAGGAUAUUUAUGGGUUCCCAGUACCUUUUGCUGAAUGUUGUUUAAAUGAACCACAAAUAAAUCUUAUAUUAAUUGAUUUAUAACUCAAUAAUUGUAUUGGGUAAUCAUUUGAAUCUAUUAGUAAGCUAGACAUAAACCAUAACUUAAUUAGAGAGGUGUUAUUUGCUGAUGCCUUGGGAUUAGUUGAAUAAACUCCAUCAAUUUUUUCACCUUGUGUAGGAGAGUCAAUACAUUUAUUUUCUUAUGAAAUCAACUCUGUAGAGGCAUUUAAAUAAAUCAAAAAUGCUUGGUGUAUGAAUCUUAGAAAGAUAUUUAACUUUGAAUAUAUGGGGUAUGGUAUGUCAAAAAAUAUGACACUGCCAAAUUGGAUCACUUUUGAUCAUAAAAAUGGUGUCAUAACUCUUUAAGGGGUACCUCAGUCUUAAGAUGUUGAAGAUCUGCUAAUCAGAAUCAUUGAUAUAGAUUUGUAUGUCAUUAAAUAAUAUCACUUUAAUGUAGUAGAUGAAUAUUUUGAUGCAGUAAACGAUGCAGAUGCAAUAUAAGGAGAUAGCAUCCUUGCAGAUGAUUAAUCUCUUUAAAUGAGUUUCGUUGCUAAUUCCAAAAUAAACACCAAAGUUAGUAAUAUACAUGGAUCGCCUAUCGUUAAGCCUUUGUCUUUUGAAAGUUAAAGUUCAAUAUAAUUUAAACAAAAAAUAUAAGAAGAAUAGUCUAAUUUUUCCAUUUUUAAGAAGAAAACAGGAAAUUUACAUGAAUCCAAUGAGGUAAUUAAUAAAAGCGAGAUACUUUCAAUACCAAAAUAAGGUAAAUUACAAAAAGAUGGUAAAUCAUCUACAUUAGUAUUUGAUAAAAUAGAAUCUGUAUAAAUAGUAGAUAUUUCAAAAUAAGAUUAAACAUAAGAAUUAGUUUAUCAGGACUCAAGCUCAACAAGAGAAAAUAAUUAGAUAAAUUAAUAAUAAGAUACUACAAAAAGAGAUUUUGAAACUGACAGGUAGUUUAUUUAAGAUGCAGUUAAAUCAAAUGACAAUUACACAAAACAUGAAAGCAAUCUAAUAAAUUAAUAAGAUCAAAAAUAUAUGUCAAACGAAGAUAAUAGUUUUAUAUCAAAAUAAAAAGAAAAUAUUAUAUAUGAAGAAGAAGAACAAAAUAAGAGUCAAAUAGGUAAUAGUGUUUCUGCUCUUAAUCCUCAACAAUUUAAACUAAAUAAUCACUCAUAUUUUACUUAUAGUUGA
Molecule: messenger RNA, 5469 nt
Organism: Tetrahymena thermophila SB210
Lineage: Eukaryota; Ciliophora; Oligohymenophorea; Hymenostomatida; Tetrahymenidae
Product: calpain family cysteine protease
Exons: 1
Molecular function (GO): protein binding
Source: RefSeq, a predicted model, not a curated record